Phycomyces blakesleeanus NRRL 1555(-) is the source of this 2562-nucleotide messenger RNA. RefSeq lists its product as hypothetical. Gene Ontology annotation, cellular component: vesicle; cytoplasm; intracellular membrane-bounded organelle. Lineage: Eukaryota; Fungi; Mucoromycota; Mucoromycetes; Mucorales; Phycomycetaceae. The transcript is spliced from 4 exons. Gene Ontology annotation, biological process: clathrin coat disassembly; clathrin-dependent endocytosis. The record is from RefSeq and is a predicted model, not a curated record. The coding region runs from base 1 to 2562 and encodes 853 amino acids. Gene Ontology annotation, molecular function: clathrin binding.
AUGCCAUUGAGAAUAUUGCUUUUGUAUAUUAUUUUGAGUUUUUGGUUUUUUGGUUUAUUCUUUUUUUGGGUGGAUGUGGAACAUUCAGGAGCCGAGGAAAUUCAUUGGGUCGGACUGCGAGAAGCACGCAGGAAGAAGAGUGCAACCCAUUUUUAUUUAUUUGUUAAGUUACUAAAGAGUGUCAAAGAAACCACGGUUUCUCUUGUAAUGCACGGGUCGAUUCACGCACAAAACCAGCCAAAUAGACCAACUGAGUCACCCCAUGCCUCAAGUAAGCUUGGUCGUCCAGCUGAGACCAAGGCAGAUGGUCACGAUGCCUUUGCCAAUCUCCUACCGAGCCUCCAACCACAGCAAUCUCCUACACUUGCUAGCCUUGCACAGCAGCAGCAAUCGCCCCAUCGCGCUUCACCGUACAUUCCGCACGGCUCCCCAUCAUAUACUCAUCGAUCCGCACAAUCCUUGGAUGCUAAUGCACCAUCAAAUGCCAAUGGGUCCAAUCGGAACACUUCACCGGGAAUUCCAGCAAUAUCGCCCCUCACAGGUGUAGAACUACCUGUAUUUACGACUCCUAAAGAUAUGUAUAUAUAUCCUCCAAAUCGUACACCUCCUGUUCGACCUACUUCUUUGCCAGGAAGAAAUGACUAUCGUCAAAGUCCUUCUCGCCCUGAUGGAUAUUUUAGUCCAAAAGGUGGGCAAGGAGAGUUCGAUCCUUUUGAAAAACGAUCAUCACCACAUCAACAAAAAACGACACCUAUCCAGACUCCACGCAAGUCCUCUUUAUCACAGCCUCAAUCCCCCUCUUACACUAAACCACAGUCUCAACAAUAUGCUCAACCACAACCACAAUCGUAUACUCAAUCACCUCUGAAAUCCCAAUCCCAGCCACAACCUCAACCUCAACCUCAACCCCAACCCCAACCCCAACCUCACGCCCACGCCCACGCCCACGCCCACGCCCACAUAAAAGACGAAAGACUUAAACGGCUGGUAGAAAUGGGAUUUGGAUUGGAAGAGUCCAAGGUUGCAUUGGUUGCCACGGCCGGAAAGGACCUACAGGAAGCUGUCAAUCUUUUAGUUCAAAGUAAAGAGCUAGAAGAUGAUAUUGCGGAGAACAUCAAAGAGGGUGAAAAUACCAAUGGGCAAAGAAAGCAAUCUUUUGAGCCACCUUCUCGUCGUCUCUCUGAGCCAUUGAAAGCGCAAGCAGCCGAGUGGGGAAGUUAUAUCUACAAGAAUGCAGAACAAUUUGUCAAGGCUGGGCAAUCUUGGGGAUCUAAGCGUAAGACCAAUGAACAACAGAAAUAUUAUAAAAAUGAAAAUGAAAAUUCUUCAAACGACGAUGAAGAGGAAGAGGAAUUUAGACAGCUUCAGGAAGAAAGGAAAAGAGAAUAUAUUGCCGAGCAGCAAAAGCAAAAACAAAGGCAACAACAACAGCAACAGCAGCAGCAACAACAACAUAAUUCAUUUGGCGAUCUUGACCCAAGCGAUCCAUUUUAUGCUCAUCCGAAGGUUUUUGAUCCAAUUGCACAGGCAGAGAAAGACCGCACAAGAGGAAAUGAGUACUUUAAUCGUGGACUAUACCAAGAGGCAGAAUCGCUGUACACCCGCGCUCUACAUGCUCUUCCUAUCAACCACGACCAUCGUAUUUUGCUGAGUAAUAACCGAGCGGCCGCAAGGUUAAAGGCCGGAAACUAUGAGGCUUCCUUGAGAGAUUGUAAUGUUGCUAUAGAAAUGGCGGAGAGAAGAGGUGAAGGUCACGUUUUAUCUGGUGAUAAAGAGAUAUCUUGGCAAGAACAGGUUGUCAAAGCAUUGUUACGAAAGGCCGAGGCUCUAGAGGCUUUGCUGAGAUACAAAGAUGCCAUUCAGGUCUAUGAAACAUUGAUCGCAUAUCAAGGAAACUCGAGUCCACGUAUCAGCCAAGGGAUCAGUAAGUGUAGAACGGCUCUAGAGAAUGAGACAGCUUCUUUCUCUUCUCCCGGAAAUGUUCAUGCUACCACUCGACCCACUUCUGCAUCUGCAUCUGCCUCUAAACCCACGUCCGCAUCCACGUCUACGUCUACAUCCGCACCCGCACCCGCACCCGCACCUUCCUCUACCUCUGCCUCUGCCACUUCUAAACCACCGGUACAGACAGCUUUCCCAGAUAUUGACUACUCCAUAUUUGAAAAUUUCAAGCCUGCGCCUGCUACCCAACCCAGUAAAGGAGUGGCUGCUAUGCGCGAGAGGGCCGCACAGAAGGAGGCAGAGGGAUUCGAAAAGUUGGCUAAAACAGACCGCGUUGAAGCACGAUUAAAGAUGUGGAAGGAUACGAGGGAACUUAAUUUGCGUGCUUUGUUGGCUAGUCUUGACAUGGUGGUUUGGGAAGAAUUAGGUUGGCAGCAGGUGGGAAUGGGCGAGCUGAUUGAUCCAAAACAAUGCAAGACAUAUUAUCGAAAGGCAAUUGCAAAGGUUCAUCCAGACAAGUUGCCUAUCAAUGCCUCAGUGGAGCAGCAAAUGCUUGCGAGCGGGAUUUUCACUGUGCUCAACGAAGCUUGGGAUUCGUUCAAAACACAAAAUCAACUCUAA